Messenger RNA from Camelina sativa (false flax), 1204 nucleotides. Lineage: Eukaryota; Viridiplantae; Streptophyta; Magnoliopsida; Brassicales; Brassicaceae. The record is from RefSeq and is a predicted model, not a curated record.
GACACGUGGCAAUCACGAUCUCUGUUUAUAUUACGUGGACAAUUUCGCCACUCACUCUUCCUCUGCCACUCUCAGUUUUGAAUCAUUCACACAUUCAUUUGUGAAUGACGUACAAAUCCCUUAAAAAAAAAAAAUGACGUACAAAUCCCUAGAGUCAAUUACCAAAUCCAACAUCGAAGCUUUAGGUAUCUCCGGCGAUGUCUCGGAGAAGCUUCUCAAAGAUCUCCACGAGAUUCUCCGUUGUUCCGCCACGCCGGUCGAGACGUGGGUUCAGGUUUCUCGGCGGAUCUUGCAUCCUGACCUCCCUUUCUCUUUUCACCAGAUGUUGUAUUACGGCUGCUACAAAGAUUUCGGACCCGACCCACCCGCUUGGAUACCCGACCCGAAGGUUGCUUCUUCAACUAACGUAGGCAAGUUACUAAAAAGGCGUGGCAAAGUGUUGUUAGGUGAUGAUUACAAGAACCCUGUUUCAAGUUUCUCGACUUUUCAAGAAUUCUCUGUCUCACAUCCUGAGGUGUAUUGGAAAAUUGUGCUGGAUGAGUUAAACAUAGUGUUCUCUGUAGCUCCUAAGUGUAUAUUAGAGAAAGAUACAUCUGGAGUGAAUCCUGGAGGUAAUUGGCUUCCUGGUGCUUACUUGAAUCCUGCUAGAAAUUGUUUGACUCAUGGUUUCAAGAGAAGAUUGGAUGAUGUUGUGAUUCGAUGGCGUGACGAAGGCAGCGAUGAUCUUCCUGUUAAUACCAUGACGCUUCUCGAGUUACGAUCACAUGUCUGGUUGGUUGCACAUGCUCUUAGUGCUUUGGAUUUGGAGGAUGAGUCAGCGAUUGCAGUUGAUAUGCCUAUGAAUGUUGAGUCUGUAAUCAUAUACCUUGCCAUUGUCUUAGCUGGCCAUGUGGUUGUUUCCAUUGCCGAUAGUUUCUCUCCCCGUGAGAUAUCUACACGGCUUAAAAUUUCAAAAGCUAAAGCCAUAUUUACUCAGGAUGUGAUCAUUCGUGGUGAUAAAAGUAUUCCCCUCUAUAGAAGAGUCGUUGAUGCAGAAGCACCUCUGGCAAUUGUUGUCCCAGCUAGAGGCUCUAACUACAGAACACAGCUGCGUGAGAAGGAUUUGUCUUGGAACAAAUUUUUGGGGAAUGCAAGAAGUUUGAGGAACACUUAGAGCUUGCUGUUCCAAAUUCCUGGAGAUUUAGAAAUGAUAUAUGCUAUACUG